AUGUGCCAUACCGUAAUCGCUCAGCGGAUGUGCAAGGUCUGCCACCGUAGCCUCGGCGAGACGGUCAUCGACUUCACCCGCUGCGCUCGUAAAUGCUCGAGCCCCUUCUACUGCCUCACACCCGAACCUCAGAUGGAGCUAUGUAACGUCUGUACCGCGACAGCGACCCUUUCCACACCGGUACUCGCACAGCAGGCCAUCGAGGACACGUCCACAGCCGCCGCCGUCGCCGCUGCCGCUGCUGCCUCGGCCGGCACGAGUCUCUACGAGAGUCCCUUUGCCAAGGCGGCGACGUAUCCUGGCCCAACAGUCACUCGGCAUACUGCUGCCCAUUGA
This is a messenger RNA of Fusarium keratoplasticum, 336 nucleotides long. RefSeq lists its product as uncharacterized. The coding region runs from base 1 to 336 and encodes 111 amino acids. The transcript has a single exon. NCBI's taxonomy places the organism in Eukaryota, Fungi, Ascomycota, Sordariomycetes, Hypocreales, Nectriaceae. The record is from RefSeq and is a predicted model, not a curated record.